AUGUCCUCCACUCCGAAGACUGACGCUCAACCGCCUGUCGACACGCAGCCGGAUACCCCGAAGGCGAGUGCCGCGAGUGCCCGUCUUUUUCUCGGGUUUGCCCCCGAGAUUUUUGCCUCGAUCGUUGGACACCUGCGGUCCGAUCUACCUGUGCGGCCCCGGCUCGACCGCUUCAUCCACAGUGACCGAGAGACCUAUACUGCGGCUGAGUCGAGCCUCGCUCUUGUGGAUGCACGUUUCGACCAUCUCAUCAAGGAAGAGCACGAAAGCAUGACCAAGCAGUUGAAGGUGGGAUGCCUCGACAUGACUCACCAGGAGAUUACCGCAUUGCUCACCGAGUCGAAUGGAAAAGACACCGGCGAGAACCAAAGUUCCGGCGAUACGAGUGACGGCAUCAUGAAGAGCAUGUUCGCAAAGGGCGUCAACGUCCUGAGGGUCACUGAACGCUGUGCGCCCGACGAGAAGGCCAUAGGUGCCACGCUUCGAGACUUGAUUGACUGGAUGUCCGAGCAACCGACCGCCCCAUUGCCCGACUUGGAAAACAUCAUCUGGCUGGAUGAUCCGGAUCACGACCACGGAUACUUGACGGCGUCCUUCGAUGAGCAAUAUAUUGAAUGGCUAACCGAGCGGAAGAUCGCCUAUCACGUGGCUUAUCGGGACAUCACGAGCCUCACAGGUGCCCUUCCGCCCGAAGUCCACGUCCACAUGCGUCACGACGGUCAAUCCGUGGAUUGGGUGCCCCGGCUCAUACGGCCUACCUGGAAAAGCCCAGAGUCGACGGUGUGGAUCCAUCCAGCCGCACAAUUCAACGACUUUGCAAGCUGGCCAUCGGAGGCGACUGCCGAGUCACUGGACAAAUUUAUCCAGAACUUGGGCAGUGCGUCCACAGCGCCCGGUACGGUUAUGCACCGAAAGAUUGUCUUUGACUUUGACGCCAACGCACCGGUCGAGGAUACGAUCGUAAAGGCUUUUACGGAGCAGCGCGGAGAUCGGUCGGAUUUGCAGUCAGACUUGAGAAGAAAAGGCUAUCAUCUCGCCGUCAGCAUCGGAGGCGAAACAGUGCUGCACGAAGCCGGGUGUGAGCGUUGCAAGCCUCCAGUCCCAGAGGGUGCCUUGAAGGUGUAG
Messenger RNA from Dioszegia hungarica, 1125 nucleotides. RefSeq lists its product as uncharacterized. Lineage: Eukaryota; Fungi; Basidiomycota; Tremellomycetes; Tremellales; Bulleribasidiaceae. The record is from RefSeq and is a predicted model, not a curated record. The transcript has 2 exons. Bases 1 to 1125 code for a protein of 374 amino acids.